AUGGCCAAAUCUUCCAGCAAAAAGAAACCUGGCAAUACUGCUGGCCACCAGAGGCGGGAAAAGAGUAUUGCUACUUCUCUGAAGCCAGCAAACUUCGUCCCCAAAACUCCUUUUCUCACCACUCCACUUCAUGACCUUCUACAUGUCUUCGAACGUGCUCCUGAUCAGUGGGCCGCUCGCUACAUUUUGAUUUUGACUGCCAUUCUCUUGAGAAGUGCAGUAGGGUUGGGGUCAUACUCAGGCGAGGGCCAGAAACCAAUCAAUGGAGACUUUGAGGCCCAGAGACAUUGGAUGGAAAUCACCAUUAAUUUACCGCUCACCAAAUGGUAUUUUUACGACUUACAGUACUGGGGAUUGGACUAUCCGCCAUUGACCGCGUAUCACCUGUGGUUAUUUGGCAAAUUGGGUUCCCUCGUCAAUUCCGAUUGGUUCAAAUUGGACAUUUCUAGAGGGAUUGAAAACCCUCAAAUUAAGACGUUUAUGCGUUAUUCAAGCAUCAUCAGUGAGUUGAUUGUCUACAUUCCUGCUAUCAUGCAGCUCACGUCACUUUUGGGUGGUCAGAGAGCCAAAUUGGGCAGAAUGCACCAGCUAGUGGUAAUUGCAUUAAUUUUGAGUCAACCAGCACUUAUUUUGAUCGACCAUGGCCACUUCCAAUACAAUUCCGUGAUGUUGGGUCUCUUUUUGUUCUCGGUUAUUGAUUUACUCAAGGGAAAUCUAGUGCUUGCCUCUGUUUGGUUCAUGUCGUCAGUAUUGUUCAAACAGAUGGCCUUAUAUUACAGUCCGUUCAUCUUCUUCUACAUCUUGGCCAAGCUAUUCACGCCUAAAAAGUCGCUUUACACCACAAUUGCAACCUUCAACUUGGGAAAACUUAUUCUCGUUGGGGCCACUGUGGUUUUGACAAUCAUUGUCGCGGUUUCUCCGUUCAUUUUGGCGUCCUCAACUUAUUCUGAGGUCCUCGAUAUGGUUAAACAAAUUCUCAUCAGAAUGUUCCCCUUCGAGAGAGGUCUUUUCGAGGAUAAAGUUGCAAAUUUCUGGUGUACAUCGAAUUUGGUUGUCAAGUACAACAAAAUCUUUACCAAUGACCAACUUAAGAAGCUUUCUUUGGCGUUCACUUUGGCUUCUGUUUUCCCCCCAUGCCUUAUGGCAUUCUUCAAGUUGAUCAAACGCACCAAUGUGCAUUCUACUCUCAUUAUCUACGGAUUUAGCGCUACUGCGUGGGGAUUCUUCUUGUUCCUGUUCCAGGUCCACGAGAAGUCGGUGUUGGUGCCUUUGAUUCCCUCUACUUUCUUGCUUCUUACCUCAGAUAAGGACGACAUUGCCAUCAUCCAGUGGAUCAACAAUAUUGCAACUUUCAGUUUGUUCCCACUUUUAAAGAAGGAUGGGUUGGUGUUACAGUACUCGGUUCUAUUGAUAUUGAUCAACUGGCUAAUCAGUGGGUUUUCUGUCGAUUUGGAAAAAAACUUGCUUUGGCCCAGCAAUCUGUCAAUCUACCAUAAAAUCGUUGUGACAGGAUCCUAUUUGGCCGUGGUAGCUUUCCACGUUGUGGAAGCGAAGUUUGAACCUCCAACACAGUAUCCAGAUCUCUGGGUCAUCGUCAACACUACAAUAUCAUUCGCUUGUUUUGCUAUUUUUUACUUAUGGUUAUUGUACAGAGUUUGGAAGAUCUAG
This is a messenger RNA of Sungouiella intermedia, 1668 nucleotides long. NCBI's taxonomy places the organism in Eukaryota, Fungi, Ascomycota, Pichiomycetes, Serinales, Metschnikowiaceae. The record is from the annotation of a GenBank genome assembly.